AUGUCUAACAGAUUCACGCUUUUUUGUACAAUGAUUCUCUCAUUUGCAGCUCUAAUAUUGUCCUGUAUAGCAUGUGCAGGUUCUACAAAGAAUUAUACUCCAAUAAAUAACAUAUACGUUGCCCAAAUAAAUCUAUCAGAUAUGGAUUUAACCAAAGUGAUACCAGCUAUUAGUUCUAGUUUAGAGUUAUCAUCGGUAUUGCCUUCAUAUUUUAAUAUUGGUCUAUGGUCAUACUGUAUAGAGGACUCCACUAAGAAGGUUACUAGUUGUACUUCACCUGAUGGGAUAGAGAAAUUUAAUUUGAAAUCUUUACUUUAUGAUAAUAUUCAAGAUAAUAAUGUAUUAUCACUGAUUGAUUCAGUGGCAUCUUUGAUUUUACCAGAUAAAUUGGAAGACGAUAUGACUUACUACAACGAUUUGGCCAAAUGUAUGUUUAUUACUAUUAUAAUAGGUAUUUGUUUAUCCUUUGUCUGCUUAGUGCUUUCUUUCUGCAGAAGUAUAUUCCAUUUACGUGUUGUUACAUUUAUUGGUGGAUUCUUCGCAUUCUUCGCAUUUGUUUCUUUAUUAAUUAGUGUCGGUACUAGUAUGGCUACCUACCUAUAUAUUAGACACAUUCUUUCUGAUAAUUAUAGUGAUUAUGGGAUUUCUUUAUCUCUUGGGAAAACAUAUUUAGGUUUAUUAUGGGGUGCAGUAGCUGCUGCAUUAAUUAAUUUCAUUUGCUGGUGUUUCGUUAGAGCAACUCCAAGAGUCAUGUACGUUCAAACUCCUAUGAUGGAAAAGAGAGACAUGUUAUAA
Molecule: messenger RNA, 795 nt
Organism: Maudiozyma saulgeensis
Lineage: Eukaryota; Fungi; Ascomycota; Saccharomycetes; Saccharomycetales; Saccharomycetaceae
Source: the annotation of a GenBank genome assembly